Dentiscutata erythropus is the source of this 862-nucleotide messenger RNA. The record is from the annotation of a GenBank genome assembly. Lineage: Eukaryota; Fungi; Glomeromycota; Glomeromycetes; Diversisporales; Gigasporaceae.
AUGAAGUUCAUCACUGCUUUAAUAACCUUCGUAUCCCUUUUUUCUACUAUAUCACAAUUAGUCUCUGCUCAUUCUUCUAUGUUAUAUCCUCCAGUUCGUGGUCAUCCUAAAAAUCCAAAUGCUGCUGUAAAAGAUUUUAGCUGUAUAAUUGCUCCAUUAAACGGUGGUGCUGGUUGUAAUCCUAAACCUUUUCCAUGUGGUGGUUACCCUGUUGACUCAAAAAUUGUAACCACUUUUCAAGCUGGUCAAGUAAUUGAUGUUCAAUUCUUUAAUCCUAAUUUUCCUGAUAUAAAAACCGCCAAUCCAAAUAAUGAUCAAGCUCGUCAUAAUGGUGGUUUAUGUGAAUUCGCUUUAAGUUAUGACGGUGGUGUAACUUAUACUGUCAUUGCUACUUAUCAUAAAACUUGUCCUGAUAUAUUCUUUAAUAAUUGGAAGGUUAAAAUUCCUGAGAAUGCUCCUUCAUGUGAUAACCCUGGAAAAUGUAUAUUCUCAUGGAGUUGGAUUAAUGCAGUUGGUGAUCGAGAAUUUUAUCAAAAUUGUGCUGAUAUUAAAUUAGUUGGUAAUUCUACUGAUCCAUUACCAAUUAUUGAUAUCACAAGAGCCAAUUUACCCCCACUUUUUACUAAUAUUAUUACUCCGGAAGGUGACCCUCUAAAUACUGGAAAUGCUAAAGGUUCUGGACCAUUAGCUGAAGAUGUUAAAGCUAAUUUAGAAUUGACAAUUGGUCCUAAUUCUAAUUCGAAUUCAAAUAAUAGUUCUAAAUCAAAUAAUAGUUCUAAAUCAAAUAAUAGUUCUAAAUCGAAUAAUAGUUCUAAAUCGAAUAAUAGUUCUAAAUCGAAUAAUAGUUCUAAAUCGAAUAAUA